Messenger RNA from Batrachochytrium dendrobatidis JAM81, 1672 nucleotides. RefSeq lists its product as uncharacterized. The coding region runs from base 488 to 1672 and encodes 394 amino acids. The transcript has a single exon. NCBI's taxonomy places the organism in Eukaryota, Fungi, Chytridiomycota, Chytridiomycetes, Rhizophydiales. Gene Ontology annotation, biological process: DNA replication-dependent chromatin disassembly; regulation of DNA-templated transcription; DNA damage response. The record is from RefSeq and is a predicted model, not a curated record. Gene Ontology annotation, molecular function: histone H3K56 acetyltransferase activity. Gene Ontology annotation, cellular component: nucleus.
UAGGCUUGACUUGUUUCAGCAUUCAAUCAUUUGUUUUUAAAGUGUAAUGGAUUUUUGGAUUUGUAUAUCAAUAGUUUGAGGGAUUACAUUUACAGCUCAGGACAAAGGAAUGAAAUAUUUGUAUUUCAAUUCAAUUUGUCAUGUUUAAUACAUUCUGAUGGCAUCAAACACACUUGCAUUUCAAAAAUGAAAAUGUGUUUGUAAAACUGCACGAUUGUUUUAAGCUAGCGGACUAUAUAGAUGGAAUGUAGAGGAUCGUGUCGAAACAAAAUCAAAAGAGUGAUACUGUCUUAUAUUUAAUCAAGAGAAUCGAGUCGUCUCAACAAGACAGAUUGUUGUCAAUACAAAAGGCACGAUCGAUUGAGAUGGUCGUCAGCUGUAAACUUUGAUUUUAGGAUUAUUUGGCACAACUCGACUGUAUCUUGGCGUCAAGUUGAAUGAAAUUCAAAGCUCAAGUUGGUAAAAUUAGUCCAAGCUGCUAGCAGUCAUGACAUUGGAAGAUCGUAUUGCAUCGGCAUUGAAGAAUGCAUUGGAUAUUCAUACUACUGCAGAGUCGAUAGAAACAGGAACAUUGACAGUCUACUCUAUAUGUACUGCACCAACUGCCGAUACGACACUAUUUCAACCUGCCAUCAAGGAUGACCAUUGCAUGACUCGUAAAGAUCGACUAGUGUUUGUGGGCUAUUCUCCACAUGCAGCACAGGAGAGUUUCCAACUCAUGUUUGCAUUCUGUGUGUCCGAAUAUUCCACUAAAACAGCUCUCAUUGUCAACAUGGAAAAGAUUGACACAACUGGCAUAACACCAAUCAAUAUUCCAGUAGCAUCGACAUCCAUCAAGGCAUAUAUCAACCACAUUCUACUCACAACUCCUGUAUCUACAUCUAUCCGUAUUCAUGUCUUUGCUAGAUCGCAGUCUCAGUAUCUUUUUCCAGGCUCAAAACAUAUUCCAUCCAAACGAAUUCGCACUGAUACACAACUGGUGCAGUGGUGGAUGCGAGUGUUGGCCGACUCUGCAUCUCUUGGCAGAUGUGACAAUCAGACAAAACUGUUGUGGGUCGUACCAGGAGAAACAUCGACUAGCACUACAACAACUCGCAUUCUUUCAUCCAGUAAUACAUUGUGGACUUGGGGAUUGGGAGCCGAUUCGCAUAACCGACUGCCACUAUUUCCAGACGAUCCAGUUACAAAGGCUUGUGGUAUGGUUCAGUCUAGUGCAGGAGAUAUUGAUCCUACUGCUGUGAUGGACAUUCUUGGUGUAUUAGGUGAAUGUCAAAGUGUAUGUGCUUUGCUAUGUUUAGAAUCUAUUCCACAGAAUACUUCAAACCAGACCUGCGAUACUUCCAUCAAAGUAAACAAUGCCACUCAAGACGAGUUAAAUGCAUUGAUGAAAUUGUGGAUGACAAUGGAUUUUUCUAAUGUUGAUGCAUGCACCAGGUCUAGUACAAAGUUAAUCAAGUAUGUUCAAAGCACACUUGGCAAUGUGGGUUUAGCUCAUGUCGAUGUUACUGUUGCUGGUAAAUCUGAUUCCAAAUUGAACGUUUCUGUAGCAUCCAAUUCAACCAAUACAGUCCAAAGCAUACAGGGACUGGUGAAACGACAUGCUCCAGCAGAAGCAAUUACCACACCCAUCAAAACCCUCAGUGCAAACUUGAUCAAGCGUCAAAAACAAUAA